AGCGACUGGAUAGAUAUAGAAAAACACUGUUUACUUUUCUAGAAACCAUCUAGAAGAAACUCACAGCUACUUGUGCCGCCGCUCUUUUCCAAUGGCGAUGGCGAUGCGUUGUGCUGCUACCACCCUGCCGCCGCUGUGGUGUCGUUUGCUACUCGCGAGGAAGAUGGCCUACCUUCCAUCGCCGUAUGCUCUCGACAUGACCAAGGAUCAUAUGUCGGAGCGCGAGCACUCCCUGGAAAACAUGUACUUCUGGAAAAAGGAGCGGGAGCUCCUCAAGAAGCUCGCCAAGAAGGCCGGAAUCGAGGUCGAGGAUACUCGACAAGUGGUGCCGCCAAUUGUCCCUCUGCCAAACUCGGCUUUUACAGUCACUCUCUUGGGGCUGGAGAACGAGGAGCUUCGAGCUGCAGAGGGAUGAAAGUUCCAAGCAAGGAGAAGCUUGAUCGACUUGUAAGAUGUGUGAUAUAACUCCAAUGUGAAGAGAUAAAGAAGAAAAUUUGCUCAA
Selaginella moellendorffii is the source of this 502-nucleotide messenger RNA. RefSeq lists its product as uncharacterized. Lineage: Eukaryota; Viridiplantae; Streptophyta; Lycopodiopsida; Selaginellales; Selaginellaceae. The record is from RefSeq and is a predicted model, not a curated record. The coding region runs from base 92 to 415 and encodes 107 amino acids. The transcript is spliced from 3 exons.